Molecule: messenger RNA, 3018 nt
Organism: Cimex lectularius (bed bug)
Lineage: Eukaryota; Metazoa; Arthropoda; Insecta; Hemiptera; Cimicidae
Exons: 3
Coding region: 1-3018 (1005 amino acids)
Source: RefSeq, a predicted model, not a curated record
AUGAUCAAGCGUCUCUUGAAAGAUUUUCCUCCACCGUCUUGGAAUCAGCUCAAGCCUUCAGAAAUCUUAACCUGGACGACCCAGCAGGCUUUAUACUAUACACCUUUUCUCUUAGGCUGCUUGAUAGCAAAUCCAAGGAGCGUUUUGAAGCAGAUGUUGGACCGAAAGAAUCAUUCUUGUAAAAAAUGCCCGUCCACAUAUUCUUGUCGGCACUGUGGCAAAAAACAUCAUUCCCUUUUACACUUGUCGAAUGCUGAAAAUGCCGCGAACCGUACGAAAGACUGGUUCGACAGCAAACCUGAGCCACCAAGUGAACAUUUUUCGCAUCCAGCCGGAACCGCUCAUACCAACCAAGUAAAACCUACUGCCGAUGUAUCACGCCUUGAUGAUCAAACACCGGUCUUAUCGGCAACAACAACUGGAGAGCCAAGCGUUAUUCUGGGAACCGCUGUUGCUCGUAUACAGGAUGGCAAAGGAAAUUUGCAGCCAAUUCGUAUACUCAUUGACUGCGGAUCACAACGGUCAUUUAUAACAACAGAGUGUGCCCGUCGGCUGUGUUUGCCGACUAAACCGAAUCCUCAACGAUUAGUCGGGCUGGGUGAGCAGUCAAUCUCAGGAGGCAAUUUGGCCUUAAAAUGCGUUUUAGCGCCGAGUAAGAACGACGCACCUCGGCUUUGUACAACCGCUAUCGUUUUAGAUAAAAUCACCGACCAGCUGCCAUCUUGCCAUUUACCAAAAAUUGUGCAACAACGCCUCGUUGGAUUUGACCUCGCCGACCCUACGUUUUAUGAACCCGGUCCAAUUGAAUUCCUCCUUGGGGCUGAUCUAUUCGGAGAUAUAUUAUCUGGUAAUUCCGUGAAUUUACCUGGUGGACUCCCAACAGCCCUUAAUACUAUUUUUGGGAUAGUUUUAAUGGGUAGAAUUUGUGAAGUGUCGUCGAACACCGCAUGCUCAUUGUUUGUGAAGGAGACAAGUGAGAAUUCAUUUGCGGACCUGCAGAAACUUCUUACUCGGUUCUGGGAGAUAGAGGAAGUAGAUUCAACUAUUCAUGUCAAUCCUCUCGAAUUACAAUGCGAAGAUCAUUUUGCGAAGACCCAUACGAGGGAUGAUUCGGGGAGAUAUGUUGUAUCUUUGCCCUUCAAGGAAAACCCGGUGAUAUUAGGCGAGUCAAAGCCGGGUGCUCUUGUCCGUUUUCGCAAAUUAGAACAUCGAUUCGGAAAGGAGCCUAGCUUAAAAGAAAAUUACGAUACUGUAAUACAAGAUUAUUUGUCAAAAGGUUACAUCUCUUGUGCAUCGCAGCCAGGCCAAUAUUUUCUCCCACAUCAUGGAGUGAUCAAGGACAGCACAUCGACCAAGCUUCGCGUCGUAUUCGAUGCUUCUUUUUCUACCAGCCACGGGUCUUUAAAUGACAAGUUAUUGACUGGCCCAAAGUUACAACGUGAUAUAAAAGAUGUACUACUUCAUUUUCGCACAUUCCAGAUCGCAAUGACUGCCGAUAUCGCGCAGAUGUACUUACAGAUUGUAGUAUUUCCACGUGAUCGUACUUUCCAACAUUUUCUAUAUAGAACCGAACCUAGUGAGGCAGUGACGGAAUAUGAAUUGAAUCGCUUGCCUUUUGGUUUGUCAUCCUCACCGUUUCUUGCCUUACGAGUUCUCAAACAACUUGCUGUUGAUGAAGGUGCUGAAUCUCCCAAUGCUGUGAAUACUCUUAGGUAUGGCAUGUAUGUAGACGAUGCCUUAACUGGAGCAGACACUGUCGUUGCUGCUAAAAAAUUACAGGGUGAACUCAUUGAAUUAUUAAAACGAGGCGGUUUCGAAUUGCGCAAAUGGACCAGUAAUUGUGCUGACGUAUUAUUAGAUGUCCCUAUUGAGGCACAAAACCAGCAUGUACCUCUCUCAAAUUUAGAAGAUACCGCAGUAAAAAUUCUUGGUAUGCAAUGGGAACCAAACAGGGAUUGUUUGUCGUAUAAAAUUGUAAGUCAGGACGCUGCUUUGACAAAGAGAGGCAUACUUUCGACAAUCGCACGAAUGUAUGAUCCACUCGGUUAUCUAGCACCCGUAGUUUUUCAAGCCAAGUGUAUCCUGCAACGUCUCUGGGAACUUCAAAUUGAUUGGGACAGACCUUUACCAGUAGAAGUGGCCAAUGAUUGGAAAGUAUUUUUACAAGAAUUACCCACAUUGGGAAAUAUUACGAUUCCACGAUGUUUGUUUUCCAAUACCUCAAAGGUUGCGACCGUAUUAGGCUUCGCUGACGCAUCUUCUUUAGGCUACGCUGCCGCGAUUUACCUGCGAGCCGAAGAAGCGGAGGGCUUAAUCAAGUCGCAUUUAAUAUUUGCAAAAACUCGUCUAGCUCCUUUAAAAACCAUGUCGAUACCUCGCUUAGAAUUGUGCGCUGCCCUUUUGUUGGUAAAAUCAUUAGAGUCUUUAAAUCAAUAUUUUAAACAAAUCACCGUGACGUCCACAUACCUUUUUACGGAUUCAAUGACGGUUCUAUCUUGGUUGCGAACACCUCCACACCGUCUUAAAACGUUUGUCGCUAACAGAGUGGUUCGAAUUCUGAGUUCGUCGUCCUUAAAUACCUGGUUCCAUGUUCGAUCAGAAGAUAAUGCCGCCGAUCUUGCAUCUCGAGGUUCUAAUCCAUCAGACUUUUCGAUGAGAACUAGCUGGUGGCAAGGUCCUUCGUGGACUGUUCGUCCCUUUCAUGAAUGGCCAGUUAAUGCAUGUGAAAUUGUUUCUCUUUCUCAAGACUUGUCAGAGGUCAAACCCAUAACCGCAUGCGUAGCUCAUCAAGUCAAAUCACCGGAAUCACUGUUUGUUCCAUUUUCGUCCUAUUCCCGUAUGCUGAGGAUAUAUUCAUUAGUGCUACGUUUCAUGCACAAUUGCAGAAGUGAUCUACAACAGCGACGAACCGGAUAUAUUCAGCUGUCUGAAAUCCGUGAUACGGCGUUCCGUCUUAUAUUACAAGUCCAGGCGUACCAUUUUCGUGAUGAGCUGGCGAUUUUGGAUUACGGGCGGUAG